AUGUUUAAAUUGCCUAUUCUAACACGCCACGAAGUGUCUUCCCCUGAAGCCGAAGCCAUCACUUCAGUUCUCCACGCGUACGGGGCAGCUCUCAAGAGCCGCAACGUCGAGGAUGUCGUCAAUCUCUACACGUCCAACGGCGUCAUCAUGCCGCCUCACUUCACAGCUGCCGUAGGCACGGCGUCACUUCGCGAAUCCUACACGCGCAUCUUCUCAUCGGUUCAGCUCGUCAUAACGUUUUCAAUAGAAGAGAUUGUCGUCAUGUCUCCGGACUGGGCGUUCGCGAGGACAACGGCCGAGGGAACUAAGACGAUGUUGGCGACGCAGGCUUCGGAGGAGCACGCGAACCAGGAGCUUUUCAUCAUGAAGAAGGAAGAUGGGGAGUGGAAGAUUGCGAGAUAUGCCUUUUCGACGAUGAAGCCUCUUGUUCAAGAUGGUGUUAGGAGAAGUUGA
Molecule: messenger RNA, 453 nt
Organism: Colletotrichum lupini
Lineage: Eukaryota; Fungi; Ascomycota; Sordariomycetes; Glomerellales; Glomerellaceae
Exons: 2
Coding region: 1-453 (150 amino acids)
Source: RefSeq, a predicted model, not a curated record